AUGAAGGCCUUCAGUGUUGCAGUUGCAGUGGUACUCGUCCUUUCAUGUAUGUUCAUCCUUGAAAGCAACGCUGUUCCUUUCUCCGAGGUGCUAACGGAGGAGGUUGGAAGCAUUGACAGUCCAGUUUGGGAACAUCAACAGCCAGGCGGCGAGUCCAUGCGUCCGUCGGAGCAUUUCAGGUUCAAGCGUCAGAGCCACCUCUCCCUGUGCCGUUGGUGCUGCAACUGCUGUCACAACAAGGGUUGUGGCUUCUGCUGCAAAUUCUGAGGACCUGCCUGCAAUAAACCAUCUUAUUAACUUAUUGCCUUUAAUUUCCCCCCUAUUCUUCUACAUUUCCUUUGGACUCUGUGGAGAAGAUGCAUUCUCAUUGAUGUCUUUCUCACUGCAACC
Messenger RNA from Oncorhynchus masou masou (cherry salmon), 390 nucleotides. RefSeq names its product hepcidin-like. NCBI's taxonomy places the organism in Eukaryota, Metazoa, Chordata, Actinopteri, Salmoniformes, Salmonidae. Gene Ontology annotation, biological process: intracellular iron ion homeostasis; defense response to bacterium. Gene Ontology annotation, cellular component: extracellular region. The transcript has 3 exons. The record is from RefSeq and is a predicted model, not a curated record. Bases 1 to 267 code for a protein of 88 amino acids.